AUGGCCCUCUGGGCUCUGGGUUCGCCACUCAUACAGAAUAUUAUUAUUAUUAUUAUUAUGGGCAACACAGUACGGAAGGUGUUGCUUGCCAUUGCAGCUGCCCAGUCGCCCUCUCCCAGCAGCUCGCCCAGUGGUUCACCCAGUAGUUCGCCGAGUUCUAGCCCAAGCAGCUCCCCCAGUAGUUCACCCACUUAUUCUCCAGGCAGCUCCCCAAGUGGUUCACCCAACAACUCACCCAGUUCGCCACCGGCCGCAGCUCCCGCCCCAUCCCAAGGUGCUGCAGCCAAUGGCAGCUGCGUCUUCCAGUACUCACAGGCACUUUCGCCAAACACCCCUGGCCAGGGAGCGGGCGGCAGGGGGAUUGCGCUGGCGUCCGAUGGCAGCGUGGCGCUGCUAAGCGGCAGCCCUGCAUCCGGCAGCCAGACCGCCUCCGCCUACCUCUACUCCUUCUACACCUCCGUCAGCCAGUACAAUUCCUGCCCCCAGACCAUCAAGGACUCAGCACCCCUGUCGGGCUUGAGGUGGGGCUCCUCCUAUGCCCUCUCUGGCGACGCCUCGGUCAUCCUGGUGGGAGCAGCAGGUAGCGUGCUGCCAGGGGCGCUCUAUGGAGGCCAGGACCGAGCCAUCGACGGCAAGGUGUAUGUCUACAAGCUGCCGGAGCUGCCAGGGGCGACCCGGGGCUACUCAGUCACUGACCAGCCCUUCAUGCCGCCUUCUGACAGCAAGAACCCCUUCUUUGCCAGCGGCGGGCUGGCCGCCACCCAGGCAGGGGAGUUUGUCUAUGUCGCCUCCCCCGUGGCCCCCCAGCCCACACCACAGCUUGCCGCCCUCUACGGCAACGCCUCUGUCUUCGUGUACAAGCAAAGCGAGGAUGGCAAGGGAUGGAAGCUGGCCCAGACGCUGCCUGCGCCGGGAGGCGCAAACAACACCGACUUUGGACGCAAGGUGACGGUGUCGGACACGGGCAAGUGGCUGGUGGUGUCGGAUCCGCUGGCCGUCUCCGGGCCGCAGUCGUGCGGCAUCUUUGGAGCGAUGCCGGGCUACGUCACCAGCGGGCAGGUGUUUGUGUACGCGCUGCAGGACAACAACCAGUCCUACAAGCUCGUGCAGACUCUCCAGGGCAACACCUCCGCCGCCACCGGCUUUGGCGCUGACAUCGAUGUGUCGGCGGAUGGGUCGGUGCUGGCGAUAGGCGCACCUGACACCACCACGAGCCCCAGGUUUGUGAAGGUGUACACGCUGGAGAACAAUGCCUACGUGGAGCGCGCAAACCUUACAGCGCCCGCCGAUGCGGCAGAAUGUGUGUCUGUGUCUGGCGAUGGGCAGCUGGUGGUGGUGCAUGCUCCCCUGCCCUACCCGCGUUCCUUCAGCCAAGCACCUAGCAAUGGCAACACCAGCGACAUUGGGGGCCACAUCUACACCUUCAAGCUGGCAAAGGGCUCCAAUGGGCUGACGGUGACCCCCCAGACGUCGAUGGUGUGCCCCAACAACCAGUACGUCUCCACGCAGCGCACAUGCGAGGACUUUGGCAACACGCUCAAGCUGUCGGCCAACGGGAAGCUGCUGCUGACUUCCGGCGGCUUCCCGGGACCUGCCGAGCAGCUGGGCACCUACGUGUACCAGACCCAGAACUGCAUCAGCACCAGCAGUAGCUCCACGCCUAGCGUGUGA
Messenger RNA from Coccomyxa subellipsoidea C-169, 1671 nucleotides. RefSeq lists its product as hypothetical. The transcript has 11 exons. The record is from RefSeq and is a predicted model, not a curated record. The coding region runs from base 1 to 1671 and encodes 556 amino acids. Gene Ontology annotation, molecular function: protein binding. Lineage: Eukaryota; Viridiplantae; Chlorophyta; Trebouxiophyceae; Coccomyxaceae.